CCGGCCAGCCGCGGGCGGCGGGCGUGCGAGCGGCAGGCGCAGAGGACAGCGUGCGGUUGCAGGCAGGGGCCCCUGCUCGGCCGCCUCCUGGCCCCGCGGCCGCCUCUGGAAAAUGUCUCAGGAGAGGCCCACGUUCUACCGGCAGGAGCUGAACAAGACCAUCUGGGAGGUGCCCGAGCGAUACCAGAACCUGUCCCCGGUGGGCUCGGGUGCCUAUGGCUCGGUGUGUGCUGCCUUUGACACAAAGACGGGCCACCGUGUGGCAGUGAAGAAACUCUCGAGACCCUUCCAGUCCAUCAUUCAUGCCAAAAGGACCUACAGGGAGCUGCGCCUGCUCAAGCACAUGAAGCAUGAGAACGUCAUCGGUCUGCUGGAUGUGUUUACACCUGCAAGGUCCCUGGAGGAAUUCAAUGAUGUGUACCUGGUAACCCAUCUCAUGGGGGCAGACCUGAACAACAUCGUAAAGUGUCAGAAACUUACUGAUGACCACGUUCAGUUCCUUAUCUACCAGAUCCUCAGAGGCCUGAAGUAUAUACAUUCAGCUGACAUAAUUCACAGGGACCUAAAACCUAGUAACCUAGCUGUGAACGAAGACUGUGAGCUGAAGAUUCUGGAUUUCGGACUUGCUCGGCACACUGAUGACGAAAUGACAGGCUAUGUGGCUACCAGGUGGUACAGAGCUCCUGAGAUCAUGCUGAACUGGAUGCACUACAACCAGACAGUGGAUAUUUGGUCCGUGGGCUGCAUCAUGGCUGAGCUGUUGACCGGAAGAACGCUGUUUCCUGGUACAGACCAUAUUAACCAGCUUCAGCAGAUAAUGCGUCUGACGGGGACACCCCCUGCUUAUCUCAUUAACAGGAUGCCAAGCCAUGAGGCAAGAAACUACAUUCAGUCCCUGGCCCAGAUGCCGAAGAUGAACUUUGCAAAUGUGUUUAUUGGUGCCAACCCCCUGGCUGUGGACCUGCUGGAGAAGAUGCUCGUUUUGGACUCAGAUAAGAGAAUCACAGCGGCCCAAGCCCUUGCACAUGCCUACUUUGCUCAGUAUCAUGACCCUGAUGAUGAGCCUGUGGCCGACCCUUACGACCAGUCUUUUGAAAGCAGGGACCUCCUUAUAGAUGAGUGGAAAAGCCUGACCUACGAUGAAGUCAUCAGCUUUGUGCCACCACCCCUUGACCAAGAAGAAAUGGAAUCCUGAACACCUGGUUUCUUCUGUGUCGAUCCCACUUCACUGUGAGGGGAAGCCUUUUCAUGGGAACUCUCCAAAUAUCAUUCAAGUGCCUCUUGUUGAAAGAUUCCUUCAUGGUGGAAAGGGGUGCACGUGUGUGCAGUGUGUGUGUGUGUGUGUGUGUGUGUGUGACAGAGAGAGAGAGAGAGAGAGAGAGAGAGUGUGUGUGUGUGUUUCUGUCUGUCUGUCUGUGUGGCUGAAGUGAGUUCAUGCUGAAUGCUCCAUGGCAGCCUCUGCCCACUUCUCAGAGUCUGGGCAGGCAGAUGGGAACUGCUGUCAUUAGGGAUAUAUGAAGUGCAGAGUAAGAAAUUUUAAGAUAUCCCUGUUCCUAGUUAUACUUUUGCCACUCUGGCUUCUCCCGUGGCACUGCCUUUACCACACACCACAGUGGUACAGAGUCCAUCCCCCUGCCAUGCAUACAGCUGAAGAGGACCAACUGGCUCCUGAGCUCUAGCCUAUGAUUGGCUUGCUUUUGAUGGUCCUCAGAGCCUGACAGGUGUGUUCAAAGCCGUCAGUCUGUUUGUGCCUUAAACGGAGAAGGACGCAUAGGUAGCUAGAGAACCACAGCUGCCGAUGUUCUGAGCCAGAUGAAUGCACAGAGCUGAUGAGUAGCUGGGGUUGAGCUGGAAGAAACAAGGUAGCCUUCAGAGAGGCUGUGUGUGCGCGCACGCAUAUAAAGAGUGUACAUGCAUGCAUGUGUGUAUGCGUGGCCACCCUGCAGCCUUCAGGGAAGCCGUAGCCGUGUGUGUGUGUGUGUGUGUGAGUGUGUGUGUGUGUGUGUGUGUGUGUGUGUGUGUGUGUAUGUCUGUCUGUCCGCCUUCCCUCUCCCAGGAGCAAGCGGAAUCUAUGCUUACCCUUCACCUCAGUGCAGAGGUCCCCAGUGGCAGGCACAAGUUAUUGCCAUCAGCCGCUUCCUAUGUGCUCUUCACAUCCGACAGAGUGCGGGUGUGUUUGCAUGCUCUUGGAGCUUCCACAGCCCCUUGUCUGUCCUCUUCCGGAAGUCCUGGGACUACCAGGUGUGUGGGGACUUCCUGGCAGUUCCAGUCCGAGUUGCCUCAGCCGAUGCCUUGGGCACGCUACUGCCUCCUCACUCCAGCGUUACUUUGUGUUGAACACAGCUGAUUCUCCAGGUGCUUGUGAUGCAAGGAGAAACAGGGUGGACAGAGCGCCUGAACUUUUGCCAUCUGACUGUCAUCAAUUCAUAGGGAAGAGGCCUCUCCUAAGAAUGUCCCAGCUCUGGAAAUCAUGCUCCCCUCACUUGUAGUAACCAGCUAAGGAAUGCUGAACCAAAGUGAGGAACAAAGGCUCGUGAGGCAGGACUCCCUCCACUGUCUUUCUCAAAAUAGGGUUAUUAAGAAAAAAACCAGGCACCAGCGGCGCCUUUGCUCAGAAGGGUCCUCCCGGCAGCUUGACACUGACUGGUUCUCCGUCUUGGUGUUGAUUUGGGGAGAAAUCAAUUUUGUCUUGGAAUUUUGUAUGUUGUGGGAAUCCUUAGAGAAUGUGAUUCCUUCUGAUGGGGAGAAAGGGCAAAUUAUUUUAAUGUUUUGUAUUUUCACCUUUUUAAAGAUGAAAUCCUCAGGGGUGAAGAACUGUUUGCAUAAUUUUCUGAAUUUCAGGCACUUUGUGCUAUAAGGACCCAUAUAUUUAAGCCUUUUGUGUAGUAAGAAAAUGAAAAGCCAAUUCCAGUGUUGGCCGUGACAGGUCUCGUAUUUAGGUCAAGGUGUCCCCAUUCUCUAUCCGUGCAGGGCAUGCAUGCUCCGGGCGGGAAGGGUAGGACCCUGAUUCAUAGGGAGCCAAGAAGGAUGCAGGUUGGCCAACCAUUGCCACCUCAGGAUGCAGUUUAGCCCUUUACCACCCCCACAAGAUGCAUUCUAGUGGCCAUGUCUGGUUAUGAAGGCAAAUCUGAUUUCCGACAGAAUUCUGCUUGGAUUAUUUUAUUGACGUUGUCUUUGCACAUGUGACCAUGCUGUGUUAAGAGGCCCUGCUCCAGGGCCUGGACUCUCUGGAGCUGACAGAAGAGCUCCCAGCAUCCACAGUGAAAUGCUGCCAUCUCCCAGUUUCUCUAUCAAAAGACAAGGGAAUGAGGGAACUGCUGUUUUGUUUGUAUUCAUGAACUUGGCUGUAGUCCCAUAUGCCAUAGGAUGUCAGACAAUACCACUGGUUAAAAUAAAACCUAUUUUUCAAAUUCA
This is a messenger RNA of Phodopus roborovskii (desert hamster), 3414 nucleotides long. It is a transcript of the gene Mapk14, whose product is annotated as mitogen-activated protein kinase 14. Gene Ontology annotation, cellular component: nucleus; cytoplasm. The record is from RefSeq and is a predicted model, not a curated record. The transcript is spliced from 12 exons. Gene Ontology annotation, molecular function: MAP kinase activity; ATP binding. Gene Ontology annotation, biological process: protein phosphorylation; p38MAPK cascade. Lineage: Eukaryota; Metazoa; Chordata; Mammalia; Rodentia; Cricetidae. Bases 113 to 1195 code for a protein of 360 amino acids.